AUCACCAACUUAUUUCACCAAUAUAGAGUUUAAAGAAAUCAAAAUAAGACGAAGUGAUCAAAUACACAAUGUGUAUAUCUAAAACCAUAGUGUUUGGUCUCUUUGUUGCAACACUCCUCGUGUCUUACAAUGCGGAUGCAAACGCCACGCAGCCGCUUUUCCCGGCGAUUCUAAUCUUCGGCGACUCAACGGUAGACACAGGCAAUAACAACUACUACUCACAAGCCGUCUUCAAGGCUAAUCACCUCCCUUAUGGCGUUGAUCUUCCCGGCCACAAAGCUAAUGGGAGAUUCUCAAACGGAAAGCUAAUCUCUGACGUAAUCUCCACCAAACUCAACAUCAAAGAGUUUGUUCCUCCGUUUCUACAGCCAAACAUCUCCGACCAAGACAUUGUCACUGGAGUCUGUUUCGCAUCCGCGGGCGCUGGCUACGAUGACGAGACCUCGCUAUCGAGCAAGGCUAUCCCGGUCUCACAACAGCCACGCAUGUUCAAGAAUUAUAUUGCUCGUCUCAAAGGUAUCGUAGGAGACAAGAAAGCAAUGAACAUAAUUAACAACGCUUUAGUGGUCAUAAGCGCAGGGCCUAAUGAUUUCAUCUUGAACUUUUACGAUAUCCCCACAAGGCAUCUCGAGUAUCCUACUAUCUAUGGUUACCAAGAUUUUGUCCUCAAGAGGCUUGACGGUUUUGUCCGGGAGCUUUAUAGUUUAGGUUGCCGGAAUAUUCUAGUCGGAGGGUUGCCGCCGAUGGGAUGUUUACCGAUCCAAAUGACCGUGAAAAUGAGAAGCAUUUGUGUGGAACAAGAGAACAAAGACUCCGUUUUGUACAAUCAGAAACUAGUAAAGAAACUGCCUGAGAUCCAAGCGUCUCUACCCGGAAGCAAGUUCCUUUACGCUAACAUCUACGACCCUGUGAUGGACAUGAUCCGAAACCCUAGCAAAUACGGAUUCAAGGAGACGAAGACAGGAUGUUGCGGAACAGUGGAAACGAGCUUCUUGUGCAAUUCCUUAUCAAAGACUUGUCCGAAUCAUUCGGAUCACUUGUUUUGGGACUCCAUUCACCCCUCCGAAGCAGCUUACAAAUACCUAGGGAGCUUCAUAGAUGCUCAGAUUCAAGAGUGGCUUAAGGCUUAAGUCACUGAUUUAAGAAAUUAAUUAACUAAAC
Molecule: messenger RNA, 1161 nt
Organism: Arabidopsis arenosa
Lineage: Eukaryota; Viridiplantae; Streptophyta; Magnoliopsida; Brassicales; Brassicaceae
Source: the annotation of a GenBank genome assembly